Messenger RNA from Staurois parvus, 352 nucleotides. The record is from the annotation of a GenBank genome assembly. NCBI's taxonomy places the organism in Eukaryota, Metazoa, Chordata, Amphibia, Anura, Ranidae.
UGAUAUAAGCAGCUGGAGUCAGGGGCGGACUGACCAUUUGAAAACUCGGGCACUGCCCAAAGGCCUGGGGUCAGUAGGGGGGCCCAUGAGAUGCCCCUGGUACCUUUUUCAUAGGCUUUUUUGAGUUUGGGCAAGGACACAGGGGCCCCAUGAUCCCCUAUUGCCCAGGGGCCCCAUGAGUUUUCAGUCCGCCCCUGGCUGGAAAAUUAAAAAAACAUGUAUAAAAAAAUCUAUAAUAAUAACAUUCUAUGAAUGGGGACAUCUGUUCUGUGACACCCAUGACCAUAUUAUAGUGAUAUUUCCACUUACUGCUGUGUCUCUGGGACAGGAAGUGGAGGAAAAUCUCCUGAGU